Acanthopagrus latus (yellowfin seabream) is the source of this 2479-nucleotide messenger RNA. RefSeq names its product poly-U binding splicing factor a (gene puf60a). Gene Ontology annotation, cellular component: catalytic step 2 spliceosome; precatalytic spliceosome. NCBI's taxonomy places the organism in Eukaryota, Metazoa, Chordata, Actinopteri, Spariformes, Sparidae. Gene Ontology annotation, molecular function: RNA binding. The transcript is spliced from 11 exons. Gene Ontology annotation, biological process: regulation of alternative mRNA splicing, via spliceosome; alternative mRNA splicing, via spliceosome; mRNA splice site recognition. The record is from RefSeq and is a predicted model, not a curated record. Bases 437 to 1972 code for a protein of 511 amino acids.
GGAUGUUGGGCGGAAUUGUUGCUGUUUGUUGUGGCAGCGGAGACACAAAACUCAGCUUCCGUGUGUGACUGAGCGGAGACAAGAAGAGAAGGAGGAGGAGGAGAAGAAGAAGAAGAAGAAGAAGAAGGGGAGGAGAGAAGAGAAAGAGAAGAAGAAGAUUAGCAGGAGGAAGAGGAGGAGGGGGGAACCGUGCCGCGCUUCUGUAUGGCGGUGACAGUUUCCGCGGUAACUCUGCUUCCUGUUUAUCUGCAAUCACAGACACAUGCUAAGCUAAUGCUAACAGGAGCAGCCGCGCUGACGUGAAACUGUUCCUCUGACUGUAGUUACACUGAAGCUGAUAAUAAGCCAUGAUCAUUUACCGGAGCAUGCUCAGGACGGUCCUGUUAGCUGAAGCUAAGCUAGCGGAGGCUCUGUACAGGGAGGGCCGCCUCUCAGCAUGGAAAACGGACAGAGCACCACCACCAAGCUGGGCCUGCCGCCACUCACCCCAAACCAGCAGGAGGCGCUGCAGAAGGCGAAGAAGUACGCCAUGGAGCAGAGCAUCAAGAGCGUUCUGAUCAAACAGACGCUUACGCAGCAGCAGCAGCUCACCAGCAUACAGAUGGCGUCUCUCUCGAUGGGUCUGGGUGACGCUCUCUCUCCUCUCCAGUCAGUAGCCGCCCAGCGUCAGAGAGCUCUGGCCAUCAUGUGUCGAGUUUACGUGGGCUCCAUUUACUAUGAGCUGGGAGAGGACACCAUCAGACAGGCCUUCGCUCCGUUUGGACCAAUCAAAAGCAUUGACAUGUCCUGGGACUCUGUCACAAUGAAACACAAGGGUUUUGCCUUUGUCGAGUACGAGAUGCCUGAAGCAGCUCAGCUGGCCCUGGAGCAGAUGAACUCUGUCGUCCUCGGAGGCAGAAACAUCAAGGUUGGAAGACCCAGUAACAUAGGCCAAGCUCAGCCAAUCAUUGACCAGCUGGCAGAGGAAGCACGUGCCUUUAACAGGAUUUACGUGGCAUCUGUCCACCCCGACCUCUCCGAUGACGACAUCAAGAGCGUCUUUGAGGCUUUCGGGAAGAUCAAGUCUUGCAUGUUGGCCCGGGAGCCGAGCACCAGUCGGCACAAAAGCUACGGCUUCAUCGAGUACGAGAAGGCUCAGUCCUCUCAGGAUGCCGUGGCCUCCAUGAACCUGUUCGACCUGGGCGGUCAGUACCUGCGGGUGGGAAAGGCCGUGACUCCGCCCGUCCCCCUCCUCACGCCCACGGCUCCAGGAGGCCUCCCAGCCGCGGCCGCCGUGGCUGCUGCUGCCGCCACCGCCAAGAUCACUGCCCAGGAGGCGGUGGGAACGUCGGUGCUUGGAGCUCUGGCAGGACCGGCGCUCCUCUCUCAGCAGCUGGGAGGACUUCCUCAGGCUGUCAUGGCUGCUCAGGCUCCAGGUGUCAUCACAGGUGUGACUCUGGCUCGACCCGGCCUCCCUCAGGUGGGUCUGGUAAACCCGGUCCUUGCAACGCCCCCGGCACCGGGGGCCUCUUUUGGCUCUGAGGUGAAGAGGAAAGAAGAGGAGUUGGAGGAGUGUCAGCAGGAGGUGCAGCAGGAUGGAGCCAUGGAGCCAAUCAGUGAGCAGGAGCACAUGAGCAUCAGUGGCAGCAGCGCCAGGCACAUGGUGAUGAGGAAACUGCUCCGGAAACAGGAGUCGACCGUGAUGGUCCUGAGGAACAUGGUCGGUCCUGACGACAUUGAUGACGACUUGGAGGGCGAGGUCACUGAGGAGUGUGGGAAGUUUGGCCAGGUGAAGCGGGUCAUCAUCUACCAGGAGCGUCAGGGCGAGGAGGUCGACGCUGACGUCAUUGUCAAGAUCUUUGUGGAGUUUUCAGAAGUGGCCGAGAUGAACCAAGCCAUCCAGGCGCUCAACGACCGCUGGUUUGGAGGACGCAAGGUUGUCGCAGAGGUUUAUGACCAGGAACGUUUCGACGCCAGUGACCUGUCGGCGUAGAGCACACACACACACACACACACACACACACACACACACACACACACACACACACAAACACUGUUUAACACAGAUACAAACUCAGCGUAGAGUAGUGGCCUCUUUCUAACUUGUCACUUUUUUAUCUGUUUGUCUUCUUUGCUUUGUCUCCGAACAGGAUUUAAAGGACCGUCAAGCUGUUUCUCAUGUUUUAACUACCGAUGACACAGUUUAUAUUCCUGCUGAUCGUUUUCCAAAUCAACAACGUUAUUGUUUUUUUAAUGUAUUCUGCACAUUAAACAGCUCUCCGCCUCACAGGACCAUCAUCAGCCUGUUCAACACACACAAACAUACAUACAUCAAAUACACUGGCAAUACUGAAGAGCUUAAUCUCGAGUUAGCAUAAGUUAGCAUUAGCAUAGUUUCAUAUCUCCUGUUAACAACAGGCAGCUAUGGAGGGACUUGUUGAAGAUGUUGAUUGACAUUUACAGCAGCCAGUGCACCACAUGUGGGUCUCACACACACAUA